Orbilia oligospora ATCC 24927 is the source of this 1890-nucleotide messenger RNA. RefSeq lists its product as uncharacterized. The record is from RefSeq and is a predicted model, not a curated record. The coding region runs from base 1 to 1890 and encodes 629 amino acids. Gene Ontology annotation, cellular component: transcription factor TFIIH holo complex; transcription factor TFIIH core complex. Gene Ontology annotation, biological process: transcription by RNA polymerase I; nucleotide-excision repair; transcription by RNA polymerase II. NCBI's taxonomy places the organism in Eukaryota, Fungi, Ascomycota, Orbiliomycetes, Orbiliales, Orbiliaceae. The transcript has 4 exons.
AUGGCUGUCGCGGUCAAAGCUUCCGCUUUAUAUAAGAAAAAAAAUGGAGAAAUAUCUCUCGAUGCUGAUGGCAAAACCCUUACCUGGCAGGCAGAGUCGACGAACGCGGGGCUACAUAUUAACAUAUCCGUUGACUUGAUUACAAGUUCGUUCAUGAAUCUGGAACCUGGCUUUAUCCCAGCUGACAACUAUUCCUUGCUAGGUCUUCAAGCCACUCCACCAAAAUCUGCAAAGUCUAUGAUCAAGGUUUUCGUCCAACAUCCGACUGAAGGCACUGUAGAUCCAUACGUAUUUACCUUCUCUGGUUCCCCUGAAGAAGCUUCUGUUUUCAAAACAGCCCUCACCACCGCAAUUCAAAUAUUAAAGUCUACACCAGCCUCCGAUCCUGGGCCCUCUUUUGAAUUGAAAGAUGACCGGGUAGGGCCAGACUCAAGACCUGCUAAGCUCUUGCGCAAUAGAACAGAUCAUGAGCUGCAGGAGGACAUGUCACUGCAGCAAGCAGUUCUCUCAGCAUCCCCCACUCUGCAGAAGAAAUUUCAUGAAGCUGUUAUCUCGGGUGGUAUGACGCCAGUGCAAUUUUGGUCCACCCGUAUUCACCUCCUUCGAGCCUUCGCUGUUGAACAAGCCCAGGUCAGAGGCUCCUACAACGUACUAGCCACUAUAAAGCCUAAAACAGAGGACUCUGUUGUGCGUGUUAGCCUAUCCAGAGACCAAAUACAUACGAUCUUCAAGCAGCACCCUAUUAUCCAGAAAGUCUACGACGAGGUUGUACCAAAGCUUCGAGAAGAUGAAUUCUGGCGCCGGUUUUUCCUAAGCAAACUUUAUAAGAAACUAAAAGGAGAGAAGCUCGUUCCCACCGAUUCACAUGACGAUGUUCUAGAUCAAUAUCUAAAAGUUGGAAGCUCAGACUUUGGUGGUGGAUCCGAACGCCAAUUACGCAUACCCCAUAUCAUCGACAUCGAAGGCAACGAGGAUAAUCACAGCCAGAAACAGGGGAAUAGACCAGACCUAACGAUGCGACCAAACAAAACCGAAAACGUCCCAAUAAUUCGUACCCUGAAUAACCUUAGUUCGAAACUCCUGGAUUCUGUUAAUCCGGUCGACUCGAUUAAUGAGCAAGGCCCUCGCGCACAGGACAACGUUGAUAUCAAACUCCACGAUCUUCAAAAUGAUUCGCGACAACAAAAAAUUCUCUUAAAUGUUAGGGAUCAUCGUCAGUUUUUUAACGUGGAAUAUCAGACCUACGAAGUAAAGGCCCAGGAAACUCUAAACCGAGAUACCACCGGUGUUGACAUACUAUUAAAAUUGUUCCAAAAUACCGCAAGUCACAAAAGCCUAACCCGUAGGCCCUCAGACCAUAACCUAGUUCAUGAAGCUCAGCAGUGGCAUCCACGCUCCAUCGAAAGAGGGAUCAGUGACGAUAACAACCAUGCUUUGAGGGGGGCAUCCACCCAUAUUUCAACCAUACUAGCCAUCCGACGGGUUCAAAUGCCGGGAAGUUUCGGAAGUAUUUCGAUCCCCGACUCCCAAAUAUGGGACCAAUUGUUGUUGACGCAUGCAACCUCAACUGAAUUUCUACGUCAUUUCUGGGGUGCUUUUUUCUCCGGGGAUCCCAAAAAAAUAGGCGAUGUCAGGAACAUGGCCAGUUCCCUUAGCCGGUCUCUUGAACGGAUAGAAUUCAUAGCCAUGUCAGCAGAAGAAAAAGAAAAGUCAAAUACCGAAACAGGACGCGGAGACCCUGAUCGGAAACGGUCAAAGGGGAGUCAUAGGCCACUGAACGAAAGAGGCUAUGUGCUUGUGAAAAAGGUCAUUACACCUCAAGAAAAUGCCAUCAAGACAGCGCUAGCAAAAUAUCAACAGGCACUGCAAAGUACCUGUGAUAGCAAUUGA